This is a messenger RNA of Blepharisma stoltei, 1582 nucleotides long. The record is from the annotation of a GenBank genome assembly. NCBI's taxonomy places the organism in Eukaryota, Ciliophora, Heterotrichea, Heterotrichida, Blepharismidae.
AUGGAAAUUGAAGUUACAAUCCUCAGGGCUGACUUCAAAAGAGACUCUGGCUGGUUCCUACAAAUAGAGCUUGAAGAAAAAUCAUACCCAAGCAAAGAAACAAAAAAGCAGAAACAACGAACUGAAUUAGCAUAUGGCUCAGAUCCUCGGUUUGAAAGGCAUUUUUUUACUUUUACCACUUCACUCGCAAACCGCAUCUCAUUGCGCUUCGGCGCAGUCGAAGCUACUGAUAUCAAAUCCUCAGCAUCCCCACAUUUAGAUACUAAAGGAAUUGACCCUAAAAAGUGCACUUGCCAAGGCGUUUACACUCUUGUGAUAACCCAAAGAAAGUUAGCAAACCUUCGAGACCAAGUCCCUAUGAGAGAGAUUUACAAACUUUUACACCCUACCACAAAGGAAGAAGGCUGUAUAUUAACUGUAUCAAUAGCUUUUAAUAUUCAUGGAAUUGAAGAACAGAUUAUCGAAAACGAAAGAGUCCUUCAAAAGGUAGAAUUUGACAGAUAUGAAAACGACCCUAUGGUGAUCAAAGAAAAGCUAUUGAAGACUGAAGAGCUUUGUGAGGCAAAAAAUAAAGAACUUGCAGAAUGGAUGGGAAAAACCGAUUCUAUCAAAAAUGCAUUAAGGUCUUUACUCUGUAAGUAAGCAAAACCAUUAAAAUUCUACUUAUGAGAAACCCUGAGCUGAAAAAAUAAUUUACUAAUAGGAGGAUUUAGGAGUUGACUUAGCAAUGCUAAAAAAGCAAAAGGACAGCUUAGAAGAAGAAAAUGAAAAAAUGGCCAAAGAGAUCAAGAAAAGGCAGAACAUUGAAGAUAUCCAUAUAAAAGUAGACAUGCUCAGCAACUCUGUGCCUGGGAUAGGAUUAUUGAAGCAGGAAUAUGAAAAGCUGAAUUUGAGGCUGAAGGUGGAAAAAAUGAUAUAUGAAGAAUUAACACAGGACUGGAUGAAAAUUGAAGGCAAAAAACGAAAAUUGGAGCAGCUCAAAGAAGAAGUCGAAAAAAUGAAAAACGCCCAAAAAGAGCUGGAAUUUCAUAUGCAUGUAUUAGCAGACAGAUUGCCAGAAUCAUUAGUUACGAGAGAAAACGUGAGGGCGCUAGAUGUUAUAAUUAAACAAUUUGAAGCACAAAUAGCUAAAGGACGCUCCCAAAAGCGAGAUAGAGCUCUUGAACUUGAAGUAGAAGAACUGAGGCACAGAAAAGCCCUUAAUACAGAAAAAUUCAAACAAGUCCAGCUGAUUUUAGAAGAAAAUGAUGGGUUUUUACCAAUGGAAGAAUACAAAAGGCUAAAAAUUGAUGAAGAAGAGUCCACACCAGAGCUUGAGCAGAUAAGAAAUCGAGGAAAUGAACUGCUGAAAGAAAUUGAGCAGCUUGGGGCACAGCUAAGUAAUGAUACAGUCACAGGCCCUGGGGAAGGAAACUUAAUCCAAAUGCAAGUGCAGCUCCAAGCAGCUGAAGCACGAGUUGCGGCAAUGCAGGAAAGAAUGGAUGAGCAGGCUUCUGCACAUGCUAAAGAAGUAGCAAUGAUGGCAGCAAAAAUAGCUGAGCUAGAUGCCAUUAUAGAGUACCAAAGACCAAGCUACCAGUAA